Messenger RNA from Nilaparvata lugens (brown planthopper), 4324 nucleotides. RefSeq names its product protein inturned. Gene Ontology annotation, molecular function: protein binding. Gene Ontology annotation, biological process: establishment of planar polarity; cilium assembly; vesicle-mediated transport. The record is from RefSeq and is a predicted model, not a curated record. NCBI's taxonomy places the organism in Eukaryota, Metazoa, Arthropoda, Insecta, Hemiptera, Delphacidae. Gene Ontology annotation, cellular component: cilium; cytoplasm.
GUAUUGCGCAUGCGCUAGUGACUGUGGUAUACAUGUUUUGUAGGUUAGGAGGAUAAGUUUAUUAUUUAUUUUAGAGCCUAAAAUGUCAAAUGUCAGGUAGUGCUGUGAUGUGGUUAAUUAUGUUUAUUAGAUUUUCCAAGUUGUUUUAUUGACUACACUUUGUACAUAGUAAAUAUUUUGUUUUUACCAACUUUCUUUUGAAUUAAUCGUAACAUGACAUUGCUUCUAAAACUAUGAUAGAUUGUCUGUCAAUAAUUCCAAACUUUGGCCAUGGAAGACUUUGGUGAGAAUCAGGCGCUUUUGAUUCCCGAUUCUAAUGAAAGAUUAAGAUAUCCUAGGAUACAAAAUACAAGAGAUUUGACAGAUAGUGACGACGAGUCUUGUCAAUCUGAUGAAUGGUGGGACGGUACCGGAUCUUCGAGUUGUAGCUCUUGUGAAUCUGAACUUGGUUCAGAAGCAGAUUGGGAGACAAAAGUUGACGAGCGGGGAGAACUUUUUUACAUUGAGUCAACAUUUCCGUCAGUGCCUGAUAAUGUGCCAUCUUCUUCCAACAAUACCAACAACCGCGAUGCCAAUGCUAAUACAGUUGCCGAUGCGGCGAAAAAGAAAUCAACAAGAGGUAAGCUUGUAAGAUUGAUAAGGAGACGUAGCAGUCGGCGUAGCAUGAAGAAGAAGUCGGCCGAUAACAAUGAUAAGGAGAAACCAGCGACUGGGUCAAGUGCCAAGGUCACAUUCAGAGAUUCUCAGGAAGGCGAAGUUAGGACAGUGAAGCUGAGAGUGUCCAAUGAUAACUUGGGUCGACGUGCCACUUUGUGCGAAUCACUGCUCGGAAUUAUCACGUCGACGUUCACUGAUGGGUCACGUAUCAUGGUGGCUGGCUUUGUGCCUAACAGUGAGGCCAUGAAGCAUAGGAGCGUCAAAAUUGGUGAUUGGCUAAGAAGUGUCAAUGAUCAAGAAGUUACCAUUAAGACAAUUGAUUCCAUUCUGAGGUCAAUUAGGCCUACAAAUGAGAUUGAGCUGAAACUUCAAAAAGUAGCCGCUUGUGAUAUCACUGCCCACGUGUCUUCUUCCUAUAAUGAUGAUAAUUCCACCUCAGAUGACAUCUACCAAUCAGACCUGGUGCAUCGUCUGUUGGGUGGCCAUAAUAACAACCAUAACAGUUCUAUCGGCGCAUGCGCACUGUCCGUGCUCUAUCUGCAGCACUCGGGCCUCAGCGAGGAUGGCCCAGCCGAUGAGGGCGUGGUCUACAGCUGGCCACGCCCACAGGUCAAGGUCAACGACCUCUAUGCGGUGCGCGGUGCUUUCAUCACGCUGCAUCACUUGCUUGUCGAUCUCUCUCAUUCGCCUCCCAUCAGUACGUCAAUAGUACUGAAAGGCAGUCUGACUCAUGUUAUCUACACACCAGAGGGUAGCGAGCUGUUACUGAUUGGUGUACCUCAUAAAAAAUGUUCAUUACUGGAAGCUCGUCAACUCAGCGCUGACAUUGUUCGUUGCUUAAAGUUCAAAUACCAAACUUUAUCGAGGUGUUUUGGGAACAAAGAGCAUAGACCUGCGCUGGAACGACUGUUCUCCAGUAUCUGGCUGCAAGUGAAUACCAGCGACAGUGUGACUUGUCCACAAUUCGAGCACAGAUUUCCAGCAGCGCACUACAUGCCUCUACCAAGGGAUGCCCAGAUUCAGAUUGACGACGCUCUUAGUGAAUUUGAAGCAAAUGACUUUGGCAGCUAUACAGAGGAUCAUCAUGGAUCCCAAAGACUAUACUCUAUCAUUGGAAGCUGCUUCUUUUACAAGGGCUACCUACUGGGCUCUCACUUACCUAGCCCCGACCUAGUGGAUGUUUCGGCAUUCUGCCGUCAGACAGCACUGCUGUCCCUCACCCGCCAGGAGUCGCUGCGAAGGGUGGUGAUGUGGAGACAGGUCUACCCCCUCUCUUGCAACCGGGGUCUGCAGACCGCCGUAAACACCCCCACUGCCUAUCACCUGCCCAAUGGACGAUGGUUUAUGCUCAUUGUCGGCCAGGGAAAUAGUUUGCUGGUUAACAUUUUUGAAUCUGCUGGCUGCACUAUUAAAGCAGUUGGCAAUCCAGGUCCUGAUAUCGAUUAUGUACAGCAAGCCCAAGCCACUCUCAAACAUAUACACAAGAUAGGAGUGCCUGUUGUUGCUGAAAAGUGGAUCUCGAACUGUGUGAGGCCGCAGGUGAUAGCUCCUGACUCCCCAACAAAAGUUUCUCCGAAACGGGCUUCUAAUGAAAAUUCCCUACAGUCCAAAUCUGGAGAUUCUCCAAACUCUAAAAGCUUGAAUACAUCGAAUUCUUCUUCAAAUAGUAAAAAACUACAAGAAAUAACAUCGAUUCUGAAACGGCGCGGGAGUCCCAAUGAGAGUAGUACAGCUUUUCCAUCAGGGUUGUUACAACAGUGUGAUACCACAUCUGAAGGCAGCAGUGUAAUCAGUGGUGGUGGCGGCGGGGGUGGUGAUGAGCUGGGGGUGGUUCCGCCCCCCAUUGUGGGCAGGCGAGCCGAGCGUGAGCGGGGGGCGGGGCCAGCCAGUGCCAGCGACAGCCAAUCACGGCGCAGCGAUUCUGAUGACGAUCUCUCCGAUUCUGAUUGGGCGCCUUACAUGGAUCACAGGAGAAUGUAUGGGAGCCGAGCUCUGGAUAUGGUCGACCUUGGCAAGUCACUUCUUUCGGAUGUCAGCUACACUCUACCCUCUCACCUCCUAGCGGGAUCACAGAACACGCUAUUCCACUAUGUGCAGCUGGAUCUGAGUGAAGGCCUUCUGCUCUCUCCGGCCGUCGAGAGGGAAGUGACGUCAUCACACCUCUUUGCGCACAUCUUGGCACAGUUCCGCGCAUGUGCGCUGCAGAUACACACACUCCUACAGAACACUGUCAACUUCAAGCAGUUGAAGGUGCACGAAAUCCACGAGUCACACAUGAACAAAUCGCUGGUGGCCAUCAAAGAGCACGGAGUGCUUUUCGAGACUUCCGGUUCUCCGGUGGAGGGAGAAGGUACAAAGAAAAUGGCGCCGAUUUGCUUCUGGGUUGUUGGACGACUCUUCUUCAACCCGCACCCGAAGGAGGUCUAUGUUUGCUACCAAGAAUCUGCCUCUCAAAAUAUGGUCGAAAUCGCAUUUAGAUUGGCUUUGAGUACAUCUGGCUAAUUAAACUACGGUAACUACUUAUUCAACCCUUAUUAUUAUAUAAAAAUUCUGUAAAAUUGUUUUCAUUUCUCAUAUUCUAAAGCUAGAUUCGCAUACAACAGUAACAGUGAAAAUAUAAUUUCCAUAAGUUCUAAUGGUCAUAAUUUAUUCAUUUUUCAAUAAAUUCGUGAUAUUUCCAGACAACAUUCCAGUGUUUCAUUAAGGCUCAACUCACACUUCGCGACUCAGUUCAAGAAGAGACUCGACUCUAGUCGAGAGCAUGUGUUUCCAAAUGGUGACACUCAGACCAGUCGAUUCUAGUCUCCGCGACUGUCACCAUUUGAAAACACAUGCUCUCGACUAGAGUCGAGUCUCUUCUCGACCUGAGUCGCGUAAGUGUGAGUUGAGCCUAAUAGUUCAUACACUCAUAUAUUCAUACUCACUCUGUUAGACUGGUAAUUAUAUUGCCACUGUUAUAUGCGAAUCCAGCUCUAUCGGAACAUUUUUCUGCAGUUAGAAAUAGUAUCAACUCCAAUUUCAUUCAAAAUGAGAUUUUGGUGUGAUUUGAAACGUCUUUUGAAGUUUUACAAACUAGGAAUAAAUUACUAUUAGAAGAGAAAUGAAAAUAAAAAUCCAAGUACCCUUUUUUAAAAUUGUUUAUUCAUUUUUUAAAAUUUCUAUUCAAGAUUAGCCCUAACAAAAAUUAUUAUUAGAAGGUUUGCCAUGGUUUAUUGUUACAUUGGUUUUUCUAACUGGAGGAUAAACCGUUUUCAAUUAUGGGUUUUGUUUUGCAGCAAAAACCAGUUAGACGACGUUUUAAUUGUAAACAUUAUGCCCGACGUUUUAUUGAGAAGUUUUCAUAUAACUAUCAACUAUGGGUGAAUAGACAUCCAUGUAAAUAUUAAUAUUACCUAUUAUAAAUAUUACAGCCAUUCAGUACUUAUCAUUGUCUUCAAUGAAGACUUGUCAUUCAUAAGUGAUAUAUUUUUUUUACAAUAGUGUUUGUAUUUUUACACACAUUUUUGUUAGGUAGUGAAAUUAAUUAAUUUAUAUCAGAAAAUUAUUUGUACUAAUCAACACCUAGGGUAAAGUAGGUAUUGUAAUAUUCAAAUAUCUCAGCAGCAGUCAAGUUGAGUAUUGUAACGAAUCCGUCCAUUCUUCACAUACUGCAGAAAAUGUGAAUUAU